This is a messenger RNA of Cylicostephanus goldi, 281 nucleotides long. The record is from the annotation of a GenBank genome assembly. Lineage: Eukaryota; Metazoa; Nematoda; Chromadorea; Rhabditida; Strongylidae.
AUGGAAGACAUGGCGUUGAAGGUCUACAAUGACUGGCAGGACCGUCUAGGAAGUGCACUAGACCGCACCGUGGUGCUUUUGACCGGGGAGCCAUCCACGGAUCUCAAGCUGCUCCAGCGUGGAAAGCUUAUCAUUGCAACUCCUGAAAGGUGGGACAAUGUUUCGCGACGAUGGAAACAACGAAAGAAUGUGCAAGCUGUCAAGCUUUUCGUUGUAGAUGAUCUGCAUAUGAUUGGAGGAACCAUAGGGGUAAGUACCAUAACCCCUUUAUAUAGGUAAAU